Messenger RNA from Zootermopsis nevadensis, 5729 nucleotides. RefSeq lists its product as uncharacterized. The record is from RefSeq and is a predicted model, not a curated record. Gene Ontology annotation, biological process: protein dephosphorylation. Gene Ontology annotation, cellular component: nucleus; cytoplasm. Lineage: Eukaryota; Metazoa; Arthropoda; Insecta; Blattodea; Termopsidae. Gene Ontology annotation, molecular function: non-membrane spanning protein tyrosine phosphatase activity.
CUGUUUUAUCACUACAUUAAUCCGUUAACGUAUUUCCAUUUUUGCAAAAAACUCAUAGACACCUCAAUUGACAUUAAGCGUCAAAAUCCAAUUAUAAGUUGUCAUUGGGACCCUCAGGAGGGCAAUAGUGUAUAGUGCACAGGUGAGCGAAAAUCGGUGUGAUCGAAGUUCAAAGCUAUGGAAGAGCAACUCUGGCUGGAUGGAAUGUAGCUCGGCGGCCAUAAACCUUGGUGGUACGAGAAAGAGAAAGCGAUAUAGGUAUGAAGGUUAUGGUGUGAGAUUAGUGUUGUUGUGUUUGUAGUGUGAAUCUGUGCUGAAAGUGAUCACUUAAGAAGUAUUUUGCUUUAAGAACACAGAGGCAUGGGUUGCAAUGAAAGAAGAACAGGAAAGAACUCCUUUGAGAACAAUUUUACAGAAUUUUCUAAACCAUAUUGAGAGUUUGGAAAUCCAGAGGGUAGAAGAUAGCUAUGAUAAGGAAUUUCAGGAAUUAAAGUUCUUCAGUGAAAUUUUAAAGACUUCAAAACAGUAUUCUUGUUCAGAAGGUGAGAAGGAAGUAAACCGGAAGAAAAAUCGCUAUAAGGACAUUCUGCCUUUUGACAGUAGCCGUGUUGUUUUGAGUGAAUAUGCAGGCGUGCCAGGCAGUGACUAUAUCAAUGCCAACUACAUCAAAGGUGCAAGUGGAUCACCAGCAUACAUUGCAUGUCAGGGUCCACUUCCUCACACUGUUAACGACUUCUGGCGAAUGGUGGUGGAGUGUGAGGUGCAAGUCAUUGUCAUGGCAUGUAAUGAAGAGGAAGCUGGGAAGCAUAAGUGUGAGAAUUACUGGGUGGAACGAGAAGGUGAAGAGAAGCAGUUUGGUAUGGUUGCCAUACGCUUGCUGAAAGCUAGCACUGUUUGCCCAGACUUCCUUGUACGUACUAUGCGCCUUAAGUACACUAGCAGUCAGUCACCUCAUGUUUCAGAGGAACGAACAGUGUGUCAGUUUCACUAUUCAGCAUGGCCAGAUCAUGGUGUCCCUCCUUUAGUGCGACCACUGUUGGAUAUGGUGAGGUUGGUUCGUGAUACACAAGCUUCUGAGACACUACCUGUUUUGGUAACUGGUACAAUCUGUGCUAUCGACUAUGUGUGGGGUCUUCUUAGAGCUGGAAAACUCAGCAAGGACUUCAGUUUAUACAAACUGGUUCAAGAUAUGCGAAAACAGCGUAUAGCCAUGGUGCAGACCAAAGAACAGUAUGUUCUGGUUCAUCAGGCUGUGAGGGAACUGUUCCGUGAACAGUUGCGCAUGAUUGACUCACAUCCCUAUGAGAAUAUUGAUGCAAAUGGAAUGCCAUUAGUAAAAGAGGAACAAGAACCAAUGUAUGCCACUCCUGCUAUAGUUGUUUCAGCAGAAUAUUGUAGUGAAGAAAAACAAGAUGGGAAGGAGAAAGAAUUUGAAGAGAGAAUUCCUCCUCUGCCACAGAAGAAGAGAGGUCAUGUUGCAUCUUCCAAACAAGAGAAAGAAGUUGAAAAUUUAACUGAAAAGCAGCGGUCCAUUGUAGAACAGUCGGGUACAAGCUUGUCUCACAAACCUCGAAUUGCUAAGCUGAGGGCUUUAUUUGAACGUAGUUUAGCAACAAGAGAAAGCAGAAGUUCACAGUCUAAACAGCGUAACUCUCAGUCGGUGGCUCGAAGUCAUUCACUAGGUGCUGUGCGUGUCAAGGCUGAGAAUCAAGAAGACCAGGUCAUUGUAAAAGCAGGACACAGAGAGGGUAAUGUAAAUGGUCCUAUUGUUUGUCAUGGCAUUUUGCGUGCUCCCCACCUUUCCACAGUACAGAGAUCCACUCUGACUAUAAGGCCAACGCUUCCUGUCAAACGUAGUAAGUCACUGAAAGUUUUAGGUAGCAACCAACACUGUAAACUUUCUUUAGCUGCAGCUGUAAGCCCUAUUUCAUCACCAAAUACUGCAGAUGAUAGGGUUGGCACAGAAGCUGGUGCCACAUCUGUGAAACUACCAGCAGACAGAAUUCUGCUAUCAAGAGGUGAAAGUGCAUCAAACUUGAAAUCUUUUGUUCUUCCAAAGAAGUAUUUGUCAACAAGGAGUGGAGAAGUUGAUGUGUGUGAGUCUGACAGUGAUAAUUGUAGAUCUUCAAAACAAGAUGAUAAACAGUUUGUAUCUCAUAUACAAUUAAACUGGAGGAAUUAUGAACCCAAUCAUGUAGUUCCCAGAAGAAGGCGGAGUUUGGAAUCAAUUAACUUUGAGGAUACAGCAAUAUCUGGUGGAAGUGGUCUUGACUGUCAUAAUCUUGUUUUACCACCAUCACAGCAAUUACAACUUAUCGAUGGUGAUGCAUCCAAGGUGCUACAGGACUGCAAAGAUUACCUCAUUAGCAAUGUAAAAUGUGAUGUAUCAUCUGACCAGCCAGGGAAGAAAGUGCAGUACGGUGCGGAAGCUGAUAAUUUGACAUUGGAAGCUCAAAGGAAAGUAAAUACUAUUGUUGCAGGGUUGGGAGUACGAGAAAGGAGGAAUAGUUUUCGGCAGGCCGUGGGCACUAGCCGAGAAGAAAUGAGGUCAAGUAGAAAGCUGAGAGACUAUGAGGCUAUUUGGCCUUCUGGUAAUGUUACAACUUCACUGAAUGGGAACAGUGUACAGGCACAAGAAAGUUUUCCUUCAGGAUCACAUGGAAACAGCUCUGGUGGGUCAAAUUUUAUGCAUUCCCAGUUACAGCAAACAAAAGGAAAUACGGGUAAUUGGUUUCAGACAAGACAUCCACCAAACCCAAGAGGUGACAAAUUUCAACAACCAGAUGAAAGAAAAUUAUCUUUUCUCUCCAGUGAACUGAUAAAAAACAGAGUAAGCCAGGUUAAAGGACUGUCUAGGGAAGUGUUAGCACCAGAACAGAAUACAAAUGCAUAUAUAAAAGUUGAAAAUUCAAAUAUCAGACUUGGAAAACUGGGUGUCCAACCAAAACAUUUAAUGAGAAGUAGUGUGUUGAUGACUCCAGACAGGAAGGGGUUGCAUCACAGUCAGGUGGGAACUGAGCCUGGAUAUAGUGCAACUAAGUCUACUGCUAGUGGAUUUAGUUUGUCAGUUGAUGCCAGUAAUAUUUUUCAGCCAUCUAAAUGUGAGUUGAAAGUUCAAGGACAAAAGUCUACAGCUUUGGGGCCAAGAAAGCCUAAAAAUUCUCGAUCUGUUGAUUUUAGUGCUCAUCCAAAUCAAGAAAGUAGUCUGCAGACUGCAGCGGAUCAGGAACUGAAGACAAGUUCUUGCAGUGGAACAGGCAAGACUUCAGUAAAGGGAGUGUCCUAUAGUAGUCCUAGUGUUCAUUGCCACAGAAAAGGAACAAGACCGGUUGUAAGUCAUGGACCAAUCUUAAGAGUGGGUAGUGCUACACAGUCAGUUCCAGCAGUUAGUGAUGCAACUUUAAGGUCUACAGAAGUUAACAGCAGCAAACACACAGCCACACCAUUCAUCCAAGCUAAGAAACAGCACAGCAUGCAAGAAGUCAGUUAUGGUUUGGUAGCAGGCGUGCAGUUGUGCCGAGGUUCCCGAGAUGAUCUAGCUUUGUGUCCCGGUCCAUCUGGUGUUAUGGGAUCAGGCCCAAAUAUAUCGUCCCGUAUUCGUCGUCAUGCUAGUGUCGUGCUUCUCCGCCGUAGCCUUGCAGAAACAGGAGGUGUGAAUGAAGUGAACUCCAGUCUUUCCCAACCGUCUCUUGCUGUAUGGAACUCAUCAAACGAUGGCAAUGGAGAAAUGUUUAAUGUGCAGAACUCUCACAUUCAUGAUCAAGAGGGAAUUGAUGCAUCUGGCAGUGGAUCUUGGUUGCAAGCACCAGGUGUUGAUGUUGAUACUGUUGCAGCAAGCAUCAAUCCACAUCAUGGUCAUCAGCCGACUUCCAAUGUGAAAAUGGCCCUAGAAAAUCUUCAUGUACAUAAGUCUCCACCUCAUGUAUCAAGUGUUGCAACACUACCAUCAUUUUCAUCAUCUCCUAUGAAGAAUGGUUUUUUUAACCAGAAAUUGUCAUCACAGCCAGCUGCAGUGGUGAAGAAACAGCAUUACUUCUAAUCCUUCCUCACUGAUGACUGAUAAUGUUUAUGUGUGAGCAUGUGUAAAUAUUUCCCAAGGAGCUGAGAUGGAAUUAUAGGCUGCUUUGUAGAAUGUACAGCAUAACUCUUGCUUAUCUGUAUAGAUUAUUUGGUUCAUGAAUUGUCUGUCCCAUAAAACAUAGCUUUCCUAGAUACUACCACUAACAUCCAAAUCUCUAUAUCAGCCCUAUGGAAGAAUCAAACAGUGUGAUUUUCAGGUGGUCACAAGAAAACACAAAAUCCAGACAUGCCUGUUAUCUGAUUGGUGCAUGUAACUCCAAAAAUGGUUUCAUACUUUCCAAUUAUGCAUAUUAAUAGUACAGCAUUAAGGUUUGAAAAAAUUGAUUUGGAAAGUGAAAUAGCACCCCUUUCUGAAGUGGUUAUCAUAGAUGUUGAAAAAACAAUAAUUCAACAUUCUCAAUGUGUCACAUAUACAUAAUCUGUUAUAUGUGCUACUGACUACUUAUGAGAAAUCUUUUACAAGCAGAAGUCCCAUCCACUAUUUGCUGCAUGCUUGCAAGCUUCACUCAUAAGUCUCAAAACAUGCAUACACUUGUGGGAAUAAACAUGUCAACUUGUAUCAAACUUGCUUGACAGACAUAAUGCAUGGAUAUGUUAAAGUUGAACAAACUCUUACGUGUGUAUAUUAUAUAAACAGCUGGUUCUAGCGCCAUGAUUUGAAUACACACAUCUUCCAUCACAUAAAACAGCUGAUUAAUUUGUGUUUGCCCUUCAAAUUAGUUAACAUUACUGAAGUACUCUAUCCAUAACCAUCUUCCUGUUUUGCUCUUUGAAGAAGCCACUGGCUUCACAGAUACACAGGUUUUCUUGUCAUAUUGAGGGUGGGGCACUUUUUUCAUAUGAAACAUGAACAUUUUUUUCAACUCAGACAACACAAUACACAAUAAAACAAGCUAUAACAGUUUCCAAAUAACUUUGUUGUGAUGUGCCUUAAAACCACAUCAGCCUCUGAAUGUCACUACUAUUGGUUCUGUUGUAACAUUUGUCAUUUUGGGUCAGCCACCAGCUUGAGCAUAUUAUUUAAAAAUACAUUAUUGGAAGAGAGAUAUUUCCUCUUCUGUAAUGUGACAACACUGUAAUCUGUAACUUCUCCCAAUCACAUUUUACUAUUGUCAGCUUUCCAUAUGGGUAGAAGCCAUAGAAAUAUCACUCUUACUGGCAUCAUGUCAAGGAGUGGUAUGAGCAACUGGCAACAUGAAUAAUCCAAAAGAAAUAUGGUACCAAGGUGUGAGAAGAUGAGAAUUGGUUUCUUCAAUCACAACAGAUACCUGGACUGAAGUUCAGAGUUUGUAAUAUGAUGGUCAUCUCUAAAUAGCUAGAAUUUGGAGGGGUAACUAUUCACACAUUCCAGAAUACAGAUUCUCUUCUCCUAGACUAGGAAGACACAGAAGAUUGGUAAAUGGUUAACAAUAGCUUUAUGGACCACAUGUUAUUUAUAAGUUUGUAAGAAAAACGACAAGUCUGCCUUUGUGACCUAUCUUCUUUUUAAAGCAUACCUUUGUUUUUGGGACUAUUCAUGCUCCAUUUGUCCUGAUAAUUAAGAGUAUACUGUAUUAACUUAUAACACUGAUGGCUCUAAAGUAUGGCUUACUUUUUAUAUUUUGUAUACUAAUUUAUAGAAAUAAUAAAAGUUUCUUUUUUUAAACUAG